Molecule: messenger RNA, 1036 nt
Organism: Perca fluviatilis (European perch)
Lineage: Eukaryota; Metazoa; Chordata; Actinopteri; Perciformes; Percidae
Gene: commd4
Product: COMM domain containing 4
Exons: 8
Coding region: 116-715 (199 amino acids)
Source: RefSeq, a predicted model, not a curated record
AACUGCAAAAGGGCGUUUCAUUUUUCCCUCGUCCAAUCAGAUGUGAGGAAGCAGAAAGUACGGUAGUUCCUGUGUUCAGUUCUUCCGUGUGUAGCUGGUCAGCUGACUGACAGCCAUGCGAUUCCGUUUCUGUGGAGAUUUGGACUGCCCAGACUGGGUACUUGCCGAAAUCAGCACAUUAGCGAAGCUUUCAAGUGUCAAAAUGAAACUCCUUUGUGCUCAAGUGCUCAAGGAUUUGCUCGGGGAUGGCAUUGAUUAUGACAAGGUUACAAAGCUAACUGCAGAUGCAAAGUUUGAGAGCGGAGACAUCAAAGCUAGUGUGGCAGUGCUCAGCUUCAUUUUCUCCAGUGCAGCGAAGCAUGAUGUUGACAGCGAAUCUCUGUCCAGUGAGCUGCAGCAGCUCGGUCUGCCUAAAGAACACACAACGGGGCUCUGCAAAUCAUAUGAAGACAAGCACUCAGCACUGCAAGGCAAACUAAGAGAGACAAGCCUGAGAUUGGGCCGACUGGAGGCUGCGUCAUGGCGCAUUGACUACACUCUGAGCUCCAGUGAGCUGAGGGAAGUGAAUGAACCAAUAAUUCAGCUUAAACUGCAGACACAAGGAGCAGAGUCGGGUUCCACAGAGACGACUGUUGUUUCUGUUUCUGCUGACAAGUUCAGAGUCUUGCUUGCAGAGCUCAAACAAGCCCAGACUAGGAUGAAUGCACUACAAUGAGGAUGAUCACAAGCCGAAAAGAAAUGAUGCCGAUAAGGCUACCAAAAGAGCCAGACUUACAUCUUGUACAGUACAAUUUUUUUAUAUUUAGUCAUCUCAAAGGUCAUGUGAAUGACUUAGUCCUAAUUUGUUAUGACUGAUAUUUAGUAGUAUUUUUCUACCACAUUAGUAAUAAUUGGUAGAAAUAUUUCCAGACUGAACAAGAAUACUGAAUGGACCAUUUUUGUAAAAUAUUGUAUAUUGAUUAUUGAACAUUUUUAUUUAAAUGAUGUUCAUAAUUUGUGUUUUACUUAAUAAAGUUCAUACUAAAUUACAAUAAAA